Molecule: messenger RNA, 1173 nt
Organism: Rhodotorula toruloides NP11
Lineage: Eukaryota; Fungi; Basidiomycota; Microbotryomycetes; Sporidiobolales; Sporidiobolaceae
Product: fungal specific transcription factor
Exons: 5
Coding region: 1-1173 (390 amino acids)
Biological process (GO): regulation of DNA-templated transcription
Molecular function (GO): DNA-binding transcription factor activity, RNA polymerase II-specific; zinc ion binding
Source: RefSeq, a predicted model, not a curated record
AUGACCCUCGACCAGUCCCCCGACCCCGAACAGUCCGCCAGGCGCGGCAAGCAUUCGAGCAAGACCAGCGCCUCUUCCGCGUCUCCGCCCAAGGUUGCCCACGCGAAGGGCAAGUCCAAGGCGACCGUGUGCGACCACUGCCGCUAUCGCAAGAUCAGCUGCGACCUUCAGCUUCCUUGCUCCGGCUGCGUCUUCCGCAAGCGUACUUGCACGUACGAUGGAGUCGAUCCCGAGACGCGUUCUGCGAAGCUCGAAUCCAUUGAGGCGGAGAAGACUGCCCGCGAAGACGCCGUCCGUGCCGCAAAGGAGGAGAUGGGCGGCUUGCUCGGCAAGGUCGAAGCGCUCGCCUUCCGCCUUCACCUCGAUGCGGACCAGCUCAACGACCUGUACUUCAAGGCGAUGCAGUUUGUUGACGAGGACAAGAAGAAGAACCCUGGACUCUACAUCCCGGCUGGGCUGAACCGUUCGACCCUCCCCGCUCUUCCGACGGGCUUGCUGCCUGCGACAAAGGCGCCGGGCGCUCCCGACUCGCCCCCUCUGGCAGGCAGGACACGCGCGGCGACAGCGGCGAGGGCUGAGCCUGCCGCUCGUUCCAAGUCCCCUCCCACGCCCAGAGUCGCACUUCUCGUGGCCAACUCGCCUCUUGCGCCGAAGGUCGCGCCUCUCCCUAUCCUCGCUUCCAGCCAACCCAAAGCUCGCCCGCCCGCCGCCGCUCGUCCUCCACCUCCUGCCCCGGACGUCCCUCGCAAGAAGCCUGCAACUGUUGUCGUUCCGGAUCGCGACAGGCCUACAACCGUUGUCGUGCCUUCAAAGACGAACGGCAACGGCCAGCCGACCGUCAUCCACAUCCCCGCCUCCGCCUACGCCACCUACUCCCCUGACGAGCCCGUCAAGCGUCUCCCGCUCCACCGCCCUCUUCCGCGCCCUCCUCCGCCAAUGACUACAAUCGACUUCAGCCAAGGUCCGCCGCCUCUCCCGCCUAUCGACCUCACCGGCAGGCCGCACGACAGCCUGCUCUUCCACUUCCCUGCGACUGCCAUCCGCUCCGCCUCGUGGAUGGGAGCGCCCAACAGCUUUCCCUCCGUCUUCAGGAAACCGCAGCAGGCGCGCUACCACCCCUACCGUCGUUCGAGCUCCGACUCGAGCUCCAGUAUUGAGAUUAUCUCCCCUUGA